Messenger RNA from Lindgomyces ingoldianus, 674 nucleotides. RefSeq lists its product as uncharacterized. The transcript has a single exon. The record is from RefSeq and is a predicted model, not a curated record. Bases 202 to 615 code for a protein of 137 amino acids. NCBI's taxonomy places the organism in Eukaryota, Fungi, Ascomycota, Dothideomycetes, Pleosporales, Lindgomycetaceae.
GUUCAGCGAAAUUGGCAGCUUCGACCGAAGGGAUGGGUUGGUCGUAAGUGUAUUUGCUUAGCGGUAGCUAGUCGGCCAGCGGCAGCUACGACUGCGCGUCGAGGGCAACGACGAAAAGGAAGCGUUGGAGGCUCAACGAAUAUGUUGUUCCAGUUCAACGAAGGCCAGGAGUGUGGGCAGAAGGGGGAGCAGCCAUAAUGAAUGGAUGCACAAACGCUCACGUUCUGGGCGUGGCUCCCGCUGGUCCAUGUUCCCAUGCUUCCAUGCUCCCAUGCUUCCAUGCUCCCAUGUUCACCGCCCAAAACGGCUAGCCUUCACAAUCAACGAAGACUUCGCAGGUUUCAUUGCGGGCCAGCCAUAUUGCCAGCCUUGCGCCAUAUGCCGGAGAUCUGCUCGCCCUUCAUCAACCCCCCUCGUCCUAACACUACCUGUCUGUCGCAUUCACUUCUCGCCUUCGCAUCGUCUUGUCGAAAGGCAACCUGCAUUGCAUCGAGGGGCUGGGUUCGACAAGUAUGCACGCUCAUGCAGCUCAUCUGCAGGACGCACAAACUCCUCUCACGGUUCCUGCCAUCAGUACAAAAGCAGUUAACAAGAGGCGGCAUUCCAGAUCGCUAGCAUGCACAAGUCUCGCCACGGCCGAGCUUGGCAGAUCACCAGAAUGGCCUCACGCCUGA